Ruditapes philippinarum (Manila clam) is the source of this 2260-nucleotide messenger RNA. RefSeq names its product alpha-2Da adrenergic receptor-like. Gene Ontology annotation, cellular component: membrane. NCBI's taxonomy places the organism in Eukaryota, Metazoa, Mollusca, Bivalvia, Venerida, Veneridae. The coding region runs from base 623 to 2152 and encodes 509 amino acids. Gene Ontology annotation, biological process: G protein-coupled receptor signaling pathway. The record is from RefSeq and is a predicted model, not a curated record. Gene Ontology annotation, molecular function: G protein-coupled receptor activity. The transcript has 3 exons.
GGACGGUUGAACGCCUAUGUUUAUAUUUACAUAAACCAUCGUAUGUUGUGAUAAAAUACAAAAAAAAAUCAAAGCUUUUACUUGUUUUCUCCAUAGUGUUUCAUUCUGAAUUUGGCUUUUAGAAAGGAUAAACGAAUAGAAUACAAUGAUUUAUUCGGAUUUUAUUUCUAGUAAGCUACCAUGUGCGAAAAUUCAUAAGGAUAUUUGAUAAUUGAUUGCUUCACUUUUUAAUUACCAUUACUUCAUGUUAAAGGGUUUAAUGGUAAAAUUUUGUGCAUGUAAAUGUAAGCGUAAAAUGUUAUAUAAAAGAUUGUUUUAAGUUCCUUACAAUUUCUGCAUGGUUGAAUUAAUCUAAACAUGGAAACGUCUUUGAAUGUAUUUCAGUGACUGUUUCGAAAAUGUUCUGGAGUAAGGUUUUCGGUGGAGUAAUCAAUUCCGUUUGCUAGCAAAUCCUACAUAAUAAGUCUGACAUAUCUAUUUUUUUUGUUACUGAAAUUGUCAAUUCAAAGGAUAUGCGAAAUUUCCAAAUGAUAAACAAGAACUUUCGAUUACAUUUCGACGUUUAAAGUCCAACAUAUUUCCGGUAAAUUUCGGCUGAAUUGUUGCGUUUUUAAAGAACAAAAUGUCUGCUAUUUCACACGGCGCCGGCAAUGUAUCACCGUCGGAUUCUGACACGGCUGAAGCAUUUGUAUUGUGUGUUAUCAUAGCAUUCAGCAUAAUCGGAAAUACCUCUCUCUGGUUUGUUGUACUAAGGUCUCGAUCCUUGAGGAAUAUUACCAACAUGUUCAUUCUGGGUCUCUCUGCAGCAGAUCUUCUCGUGGCAACAGUAAACAUGCCUCUUACCGUAGUCACCAUCAUCAAGGGCUACUGGAUGCUGUCUAACACCGCCUGUGUUGCUGUUGGUUUCCUCAACAUGCUCACUCUUGUAACAAGCGUAUUGUCCCUUUGCAACAUUUCAAUCAAUAGAUUCUUCAUGGUGUGUCGCCCCAGCAAGUUCAAGGACAUUUAUACUACCAGAAAUGCAAUUCUUAUGAUAGUUGCAACCGUGACAUGUGCCGUACUUUUGUCGUCCCCGCCUCUUUUAGGUUGGUCAGAGUAUGUUUACACGCCUACUCACUCAUUCUGUUUUGCCGAUUGGGUGAAUUACCAAUCUUACGCCUACUUUAUGAUUGGGUGUUGCUUUGGAAUACCUUUUGCUGUCAUGACAUUUUGCAACAUAUGUAUUAUACGAUCAGUAAGAGAAAGCAGAAGGAAAGUCAAGACCACAUACAGAGCUACGAUCUCUUCGACUGUGAACAGUACGUAUGACUGUGAACCCCCAAAGGACAACGAUGGACAAAAUGUGAACAAUUCAAAGCAAAACACACCCUCUGUUACCGCUCAAACGGAAGUAGUAUAUAAUAACAAUAACACGACAAUCAGUGACACAAUAAAUGCGGAUGAUGAACAUGUUGAUAUUCAUUUAGAAAUACCUAAAUACGAUGCUCAAAAUACAGAUCAAAAACAAAGUGAUAAACGUCCAUUACAUGAUGCUCUAUCAGACGAUUCGUCGAGCGAAUCAAAUUCCGCAUUAAUUAAACAACAAGGAAGGAAUAGUCAACGACGAAAUAAACUAUUUGAAGACGGAACUCAAAGUAAGGAAAAGGUGAAAUCAUUUCACCGACAAACAAAUUCUGAAUCAAACAGGAAUCAAAAUAAUGUUGAUAACAAUUUAUUACAUCCCAGCUGGAAAAGAAAAAGUGUGUCUGAACUCUCAAAAGAAUCCGCAUCAGCGAUAGAUUCAGGGACUGAAACGGAUACUGAGAAAAAGUUUGCGGCAAACAAAUCCAAGAAUGAUACUUCAGUUCAAUUACGAUCUCCAAAAAAGAUCAGAAGACGAGAGGAGAUACGGCUAGCGUUUUCGUUGAUAAUAGUUGUUGUCUUGUUUGUUAUAUGUUGGUUACCGUACUGCAUUAGCAUGCUGUUGUCCAUAUACAUUCCUGAUUUAGUCCCGAGAGAGUUUCAUAUGUUUACAUUACUUAUUGGGUACGCAAACAGUGGUUGUAACCCGGUAGUGUACGGACUUAUGAAUCAAAGAUUUAAGGUUGGAUUUAAACGAUUGUUCUGCUUUUGGAAAUCACAUGUGUUCACAUUGAGCAGUAGUAACUCAUAAUUGCUCUUCAACUUUGUAAGUUUGAAUCCCGCUAUGGAUGUUGGAUUCUUUCAUGUGAGAAAGCUAUCGACCAAGUUGUUGGUUCUACUCGAAUGCCCUUCCGUGUAU